CGCUUAUCGUCUUUUCUGCCCUCGUAAAUCAGGGCCCUUUCCUUGUGAACAGUAGGUAUACAUCCGGAUAUACAUCGGUGAUCACGUGGCCGCAUGCACCCUGGCAAUGUAGAUGACGUCAAGAUGAUAGUAGUCCAGCCAAGUUCCCUCUAGAGUUCUAACACAACCCCCAAGUAUUUCUCUUCAAUAUCACUUCUCCUAGAAUUUAAUUUUCAAAAUACUACUCUCAAACAUAACUAUAUACAUCCGCCACUACUACUACACCAUCACCAUUAGACCCAACAUUUGUUGAAACACAUUCCACUCUAAUCCUCCCAAACCAAAACAAUUCCACCGAACUACACACCACCAUGCUCAACCGCAUCACCCCAAUCGGCCGCCUGGCCCAACGCACCACCCAAACUCAAACCCGAAUUCGAACCUUUCAACCCGCCACCCGCACCUUCCGCACCAUCGCACCGCUGCGCACAACCCACCAGCAAAAGAGCGAAACGCAAUCCGGAGACCGCAACGUCCUCGAUCCUCAGCGAUCUGAGAGCUCCUACACCGGCACGGACAGCGAAGUCGCGGGCCACGACGCAGCCUUUGACCCUAGUAACACAUCACCCGAAGGCCAGGUUGAGCAGGCGCAGAAGGAGUCUGAGCAGCAGGGUAAAGUGAGUAACCCGUUGGAUAUGAGUCCUGGGAACUCAGAAGUCAGUCAUGCGAGACCGCCGCAGGAGGGAGGUCCCGAUCAUAAUGCUGAGAAGGAGGGGCCGAGCUCGAGGGGGUGGACGAAGAAGAAUCGUGAGGUGAGGGGUGGGAAUAGGAAGUAUUAAAGGAACAAGGUUGUUGUAUAGACUUUGCAUUUAGUUUUUAAAUUGUCCUCAUGUGUGAAAGUGCCUGUUUGUUGGGUUGGGUUGUGUAUGGUAUGGUACACGAUAUAAUAAGAUGUUUGUUUGGUCUUUAGUGGGAUAUAUAUAUAUCGCAGGCUUGAGAGAGUAAUUGGUGUUAGUAUUGUCACUUCAUUGCUGAAUUAGA
Aspergillus piperis CBS 112811 is the source of this 1020-nucleotide messenger RNA. RefSeq lists its product as uncharacterized. The transcript is spliced from 2 exons. The record is from RefSeq and is a predicted model, not a curated record. Lineage: Eukaryota; Fungi; Ascomycota; Eurotiomycetes; Eurotiales; Aspergillaceae. The coding region runs from base 351 to 818 and encodes 155 amino acids.